Messenger RNA from Prunus armeniaca (apricot), 771 nucleotides. The record is from the annotation of a GenBank genome assembly. Lineage: Eukaryota; Viridiplantae; Streptophyta; Magnoliopsida; Rosales; Rosaceae.
AUGACUUCAAGAUCGGCAUCCAUAGUCAUCACUCUUGAUAUGGUCAUGAUUCAAGAUGCACACUUGUCUAUAGAUGCUAAUGUCGUAAAAGAAUCAAUUUUACGAACUCCGAGAAUCAAACUGAAGCAAGAGGAGGCUGAUAGAAGUAGACUCCAUUUUAACCUCUACUAUUUAAAGAGUAUGCUCCCAAAAGUUAUAGUAAGGGGUAUAAGCACUGUUCAACGUGUUGUCAUUGAUGCAAAAGAAGUUAAAAAGAAUAAAAAGGAUCUUGAAGUUACAUGUGCUGAUGGUGAUAAAAGAGAAGAAAAGGAGUACAAGUUGUUUGCAGAAGGCACGGGUCUUCUGGCAGUAAUGGGCACUGAAGGAGUUGAUGGUUGUAAAACCACAAGUAAUGAUGUUAUGGAAGUGCAGCGGACACUUGGAAUUGAAGCUGCGAGAGUUUGCAUCAUUGAGGAGAUAAAGCAUACUAUGAAAUCGCAUGGAAUGAACAUAGAUGAUCGCCAUAUGAUUUUUUUAGCGGAUGUGAUGACGUAUCGGGGUGAAGUUCUUGGAAUCACAAGAUUCGGUGUUCAGAAGAUGGACAAAAGUGUUUUGAUGAUGGCUUCAUUUGAGCGGACAGAUGAUAUUCUAUUUAAUGCAUGCGUAAAUGGGAGAGUUGACAAGGUUGAAGGAGUAAGUGAAAGCAUAAUCAUGGGUAUACCAAUGCAGAUAGGCACUGGAAUAUUUAAAGUUAGACAAAGUUGGCAUGCUGUCAAGCUGACUAUUUGUUAA